Messenger RNA from Gymnodraco acuticeps, 1184 nucleotides. RefSeq lists its product as uncharacterized. The coding region runs from base 46 to 816 and encodes 256 amino acids. The record is from RefSeq and is a predicted model, not a curated record. Gene Ontology annotation, molecular function: protein tyrosine kinase binding; MHC class II protein binding. The transcript is spliced from 7 exons. Gene Ontology annotation, biological process: T cell activation; interleukin-15-mediated signaling pathway; positive regulation of ERK1 and ERK2 cascade. Gene Ontology annotation, cellular component: membrane raft; external side of plasma membrane. Lineage: Eukaryota; Metazoa; Chordata; Actinopteri; Perciformes; Bathydraconidae.
GAGAGACUCUGACAGUCGAGAGCCAGAGACCGAGACAGAAGCACGAUGUCUGAAUUCAGAAGGAUCGUGAUGUCUUCAUUCCUGAUGCUGCUGCUCCACUUUACAGCUGCAGAUGUGAAAGAUUUCUCCAUCAGAGCUGGAGUUGAAGUCACUUUGCCUUGUGACAAUGUGAUACAUGAUCAGGAUGAGUGUAAGAGUACUAGCUGGUUCUUCACUGAUACAAGAGUUUCAGUGACGCUGUUUGAAAAAGGGCAGAUUCACAAAGGAGCCAAAGCUAAAUCAGACAGACUGAGAGUUACAGAGAAUUGUUCUCUGGUUAUAAAGAAGGUCACAGAGGAGGAUGCUGGUCUUUACACCUGCAGACAGUUCAGAUCAGGAAAACAAGAAGGUCAAGACUCUGUGUUUCUUCUGUCUGUUGUUACCAUUUUGUUGAUCUGUUUAGGUGAGGACAAAAAAACAGCAACGGCAACAACAACAACAACAACAGCAGCUAAAAACAACAUUAACUCAGGUGAGGAUGCAGGGAAGGUGACUACAAAGUCAACAACAUGGACAACAGUGAACAUGAGAGCAGCCGGAGAGACGACCAACACUGCAUCUGACAACAAUCAAACAGAACAAGAGGACAACAAUAAAGGUCGCUUGAGGCUCAUCAUCGUGUCUGUGGGUUUAGCGGCUCUCAUCAUCACCGUGGUUACAGUCAACAUAUGGACAAGAACUAAAGGGAGCAAAGCACAGACGGAAGAAAACAUGGAGCAGAAUGAAGAAGAUGAGGCAGACUAUGUAAACGAUGGAGGGGCUUCUGCCUCUGUGUGACUGAUCAACAACAUCAACUCCCCUCAGAGUCCACUGCUGUCAAACAUCACCUCCUCAUAUGUUACAGGAGAAAACAGGAGAACCAUGAGAUCAUUGGAACAUUUCUGAUGACUGAGAACACCUGAGCCCCACGAGAGGCCCUUCAGAAACUCACCUCCAUAUGAUAGGAAACACAGCUUAUUAUAUUCAUUCAUUUCUGAUUUAACGUCCUUUAAGUAUGCUCUCACAUUCCCAUACAUAGUUAUACCAGUGGCGAGCCGUGACUUUUAUACCUAGGCCCUCUGACCCCCCUUCCCUCGAAAAAAAGAAGAGAUAUUACGUCACAGCCAUAGACUGUAUAUAUAAACACACACACACACAGUCACAGG